GGUAAAUUUAGAUGAAAGUCCCAAUUUAAAAAGUGUUUUGUCAAUGUUAUACCUUCAAAUAGAAUAGACUUUCUUUUUGCUAUAGUUUCCUCAUUUGCUUGUAGGACAGCUGCAAGAUCAAGAGGCUGGGGUAGGGGGGGCCAUGUGGAUAUGAGUGAAGGACGUAUCAAGAGUAAACACGGCAAAAGUGAGUCAAGGGAGAAAGGCACAGGAAAAAUGAGGUGAUAAAGAAAAACUCGGAGCAGAAUCGGGGCUAUUUUGGGCUGAGCGGGCUUCCUGCAGGUGAUGGAAAUGAAAGAUUUCUAGAACAAUUGCUCAGCAACAAGUGAGGAGGCGAGGGAGGCGAGGGAUAGAGGAGGAUGUGUAUGUUGGGGGGGGGGGGGGGCACAACUAGAGCGAAGAGCAAGCAUGGGACUCAAUGUAAACAUCACAAAAGGUCACCUAAAAUAUAGUUAUGUUCUAGAAUACCUGUAGGUUGUUUAUGUUCCCCUCACAGUAAACAGAUUCAAACUGCCGAAUGUAAUUGAUUAAUUGCCGCUGGGAAGAACCUAACCUGCUCCCACACUUGGACCAACACUGAAGACACACCCCCUCAUCCUGCCAUCAUGUUAUAAAGAAGGUUGAGCAGGGAGGGCAUGACAGACGCUCAGCGAGGACGCCGCUAAUGGUUUUAUCACAGCAUCACAGCUGCUAUUUGAAAGUUUUCAGAGAACUGUAGGAGACCCCGGUAUGGAGAUAGCUUUUCUGCUGCUGCUGACUGUGUCCUUGACUACCGCCGGCCCACUCAAACUAACUCCAAAAAGAGAGUCUGAGGUGGGCGUUACAUUUUUUGGAACACCUGUCCAGACUGGAGCCACAGGAAGGGCAGACAAGGAUGCUCCACCUUUGAAGGUCGUCCCUUUCCAUUCGGAGGGCAAACGUUUUGGGCUGGAACCUCUGAAACAAAGCAGUGCAUUGAUUCUGCGCCUCAGACGGGCUCUUCAGCGUGGAUGCCAGCUCGGGACAUGCCAACUACACAACCUCGCCAACACUUUGUACCACAUCAACAAAACAAAUGGAAAAGAGGAGUCUACGAAGGCCCAUGACCCCCAGGGAUAUGGAAGAUAGCAAAAAAAAGAAAAAGAAAAAAAGAAAGGACAUAUGUCCCCAGAGGACUGAGGACAUAUCUCCAUUUAUUUACAACCAAACAUCUCCAAACAUGUUCAAAGUAACUGGUACUUUUAGAUUAAUGACUGUCGAGCACAUGGAUUGUGCGUGAUCAUUUUUGUAUUUUAUUCUUAAAUAAAUUUAUAUAUAUUUAAAUUUGUUGAGCAAAUAAAAUAUUUUACACGAUGAAAUCUGUGGAUGUAUGUCCUAAUAAACAUCCUUGCAACUAUAUAUUAAAACCUAACUUUAUAUUUAAA
Molecule: messenger RNA, 1403 nt
Organism: Oryzias latipes (Japanese medaka)
Lineage: Eukaryota; Metazoa; Chordata; Actinopteri; Beloniformes; Adrianichthyidae
Gene: am5
Product: adrenomedullin 5
Biological process (GO): adenylate cyclase-activating G protein-coupled receptor signaling pathway; regulation of systemic arterial blood pressure; positive regulation of heart rate
Cellular component (GO): extracellular region
Molecular function (GO): hormone activity
Source: RefSeq, a predicted model, not a curated record